Molecule: messenger RNA, 1340 nt
Organism: Amphimedon queenslandica
Lineage: Eukaryota; Metazoa; Porifera; Demospongiae; Haplosclerida; Niphatidae
Product: beta-centractin-like
Exons: 17
Coding region: 82-1209 (375 amino acids)
Source: RefSeq, a predicted model, not a curated record
UUUUAAAGCCACUCCUAUUUGUUCCGUAUAUUCACACAAGCUCUUUCACUCUUCUCUCUCUCUUUUUAAAGUUCCUCCAAAAUGUCUUACGACCUGAUCACUAGUCAGCCUAUUGUCAUUGACAAUGGCUCUGGUGUCAUUAAAGCUGGUUUUGCAGGUGAUGAAGACCCUAGAGUCCGCCUCUCCAGCUAUGUGGGGCGUCCAAAACAUGUUAAAGUAAUGGCGGGAGGUUUGGAGGGAUCCACUUUCAUUGGUCCGACUGCAGAAGAGCAUAGAGGUCUUUUGAAUAUUCGUUACCCGAUUGAGCAUGGUAUUGUCACUGAUUGGAAUGACAUGGAGCAAAUAUGGACUUACAUGUAUUCAAAGGAUCAGCUAAAUGCUGCUUCUGAAGAUCACCCAGUACUGCUAACUGAAGCUCCACUCAACCCAAGGAAGAACAGAUACAGAUCGGCUGAGGUGUUUUUUGAAACAUUCAAUGUACCUGCUCUAUACGUCUCAAUACAAGCAGUACUGAGCCUGUAUGCAACAGGACGUACAACAGGUGUGGUUCUUGAUUCGGGCGAUGGUGUCACUCACGCUGUACCAAUAUGCGAAGGAUUUGCUCUGCCACACUCCAUAAUGAGAUCUGAUAUUGCUGGAAGGGAUGUCACUCGUCACUUACAGCUGCUAAUGAGGAGGGAAGGACACAUUUUUAAGACAACAGCUGAAUUUGAAGUUGUCCGAACUAUGAAAGAAGAUAUAUGUCAAGUCUCUUUGCAACCUGUCAAAGAUGAAUCGACUGAUUCACAACCUGUGGAGUAUACACUGCCUGAUGGCUCUACUAUACAGAUUGGGCGGGCUCGUUUUAGAGCGCCCGAGGUUUUAUUCCAGCCGCAUCUCAUCGGGGAAGAAACAGAGGGCAUCCAUGAGGUACUUGGGUAUUCUAUCAGGAAAUGUGACGUCGAUCUUAGGAAAACAUUUUAUUCAAGUAUUGUACUAUCCGGAGGAUCAACUCUAUUUAAAGGUUUUGGCGACAGACUUCUUUCAGAGAUGAAGAAAAUAACGCCAAACUCACUCAAAAUUAGGAUAUCUGCUCCUCAAGACAGAAUAUAUUCAACAUGGAUGGGUGGAUCCAUCUUAGCAGCACUAGAUACUUUCAAGAAGAUAUGGAUAUCCAAGAAGGAGUAUGACGAGAAUGGGUCUAGAGUCAUUGAUCAGAAAACAUUUUAACUUGAAGAGAAUUGUGUUCAUAUUUCUUAUUAUCUCCUUCUCCUUGUCUUUCAUAAAACUGAUAAAUUAAUGCUUUCAACUUUUCUGUGUAGCCAAUUAUUAUUAUCAUUAUUAUUAUUAUCAUUAAUUAA